GGAGAUUCUGGAGGGCUGGGGGCACGGGACAAUGCUGCUGGAAGGAAUGUGAGCCACGGAGCAUGGUUGGUGCCACAGCUAUCCAGGUGCUGAGAGCUGUCUGCAAAGGGCUUUGUGGAUGAGGGGAGGAAUUGGCUGGGACUGGAGAGCACAGAGCAGUUCCUGACACGCCUCACCAUGCGCAAAGGGGUGCCAAAGGACCCGGAGAUUGCUGACCUCUUCUACAAGGAUGAUCCUGAGGAAAUCUUCGUGGGGUUGCAUGAAAUUGGACAUGGAAGCUUUGGAGCAGUUUACUUUGCUACGAAUUCCCACACUAAUGAGGUGGUGGCAGUCAAGAAGAUGUCCUACAGUGGAAAGCAAACAAAUGAGAAAUGGCAGGAUAUCAUAAAAGAAGUCAAGUUUCUGCAGCAGCUGAAGCACCCCAACACCAUAGAGUACAAGGGCUGUUACCUGAAGGAGCACACAGCAUGGUUGGUUAUGGAGUACUGUUUAGGAUCAGCUUCUGAUUUACUAGAAGUUCACAAGAAGCCACUCCAGGAAGUGGAGAUUGCUGCCAUCACCCACGGUGCCUUGCAGGGGCUGGCCUACCUGCACUCCCACUGUAGGAUCCACAGGGAUAUUAAAGCUGGAAAUAUUCUUCUAACAGAACCAGGUCAAGUGAAACUUGCUGAUUUUGGGUCUGCAUCUAUAGUGUCCCCUGCCAACUCUUUUGUGGGAACGCCUUACUGGAUGGCACCAGAGGUGAUCCUGGCAAUGGACGAGGGGCAGUACGAUGGCAAGGUGGAUGUUUGGUCUCUGGGGAUCACAUGCAUCGAGUUAGCUGAAAGGAAGCCUCCACUUUUCAACAUGAAUGCAAUGAGUGCCUUAUAUCACAUAGCCCAGAACGAUUCCCCUAGGUUACAAUCAAAUGAAUGGUCAGACUCCUUUAGGGGAUUUGUUGAUUACUGCUUACAGAAAAUACCUCAGGAAAGGCCAUCAUCAACAGAUUUGUUACGGCACGAUUUUGUCCGCCGGGAGCGGCCGCCCAGGGUGCUCCUCGACCUGAUCCAGAGGACCAAGGAUGCAGUGAGGGAGCUGGACAACCUGCAGUACCGGAAAAUGAAGAAAAUCCUCUUCCAGGAGACCCGGAAUGGCCCCCUGAACGAGUCCCAGGAGGAGGAGGAGGACAGUGAGCAUGGAUCAAACCUGAGUAGGAAGAUGGACAGUCUGGGCAGCAACCAUUCCAUCCCCAGCAUGUCUGUGAGCACAGGCAGCCAGAGCAGCAGUGUGAGCAGCAUGCAGGAGGUCCUGGAUGAGAGCAGCCCUGAGCUGGUCAUGAUGCAUAGUGACGAGAGCACCAUUAAUUCCACCUCCUCCGUUGUUCACAAGAAGGAUCAUGUAUUUAUAAGGGAUGAGGUGGGCCACAGGGAUCGCAGGCCUGAGGUGCGGCCUACCCAGUCAGUGCAGAAUCAGGCCCUCCACUACCGGAACCGAGAGCGCUUUGCCACAAUCAAAUCAGCAUCUUUGGUUACAAGACAGAUCCAUGAGCAUGAGCAGGAGAACGAGCUGCGGGAACAGAUGUCAGGAUAUAAGCGGAUGCGGCGCCAGCACCAGAAGCAGCUGAUCGCCCUGGAGAACAAGUUGAAGGCCGAGAUGGACGAGCACCGCCUCAAGCUGCAGAAGGAGGUGGAGACACACGCCAACAACUCGUCCAUUGAGCUGGAGAAGCUGGCCAAGAAGCAAGUGGCUGUGAUGGAGAAGGAGGCAAAGGCAGCUGCAGCAGAUGAAAAGAGAUUCCAGCAACAGAUUUUGGCUCAGCAAAAGAAAGACCUGGCGACCUUUUUAGAAAGUCAGAAGAAACAAUACAAGCUUUGCAAGGAAAAGAUUAAAGAGGAAAUGAAUGAGGACCACAGCACACCCAAGAAAGAGAAGCAAGAAAGGAUAUCCAAACACAAAGAGAACCUGCAGCACACACAGGCUGAAGAGGAGGCCCAGCUUCUCAGCCAGCAGAGACUCUACUACGACAAAAACUGCCGAUCCUUCAAGAGAAAAACGAUGAUCAAGAGGCACGAGAUGGAGCAGCAGAACAUUCGGGAAGAGCUGAACAAGAAGCGGACGCAGAAGGAGAUGGAGCACGCCAUGCUGAUCCGGCACGACGAGUCCACGCGGGAGCUGGAGUACCGGCAGCUGCACACGCUGCAGAAGCUGCGCAUGGACCUGAUCCGCCUGCAGCACCAGACUGAGCUCGAGAACCAGCUGGAGUACAACAAGCGGCGCGAGCAGGAGCUGCACAGGAAGCACUUCAUGGAGCUCCGGCAGCAACCAAAGAACCUGAAGGCUAUGGAAAUGCAGAUCAAAAAGCAGUUCCAGGACACAUGCAAAGUGCAAACUAAGCAGUACAAAGCACUGAAGAAUCACCAGCUGGAAGUAACUCCAAAGAGUGAGCACAAGACAAUUCUGAAGAGCCUGAAGGACGAGCAGACACGGAAGCUCGCCAUCCUGGCCGAGCAGUACGAGCAGAGCAUCAAUGAGAUGAUGGCCUCGCAGGCGCUCCGGCUGGACGAGGCCCAGGAAGCAGAAUGCCAAGCCCUGAGACUGCAACUCCAGCAGGAGAUGGAGCUGCUCAACGCCUACCAGAGCAAAAUAAAGAUGCAGACAGAAGCACAGCAUGAAAGGGAACUCCAGAAGCUGGAGCAACGGGUGUCGCUGCGCAGGGCACACCUGGAACAGAAGAUCGAGGAGGAGCUCGCCGCCCUGCAGAAGGAACGCAGCGAGAGGAUCAAGUUCCUGUUGGAAAGGCAGGAGCGAGAGAUUGAGACGUUUGACAUGGAGAGCCUGCGGAUGGGCUUUGGGAAUUUGGUCACAUUAGAGUAUCCCAAGGAGGACUAUAGAUGAGGUUAAAUUUCUUUGCCAUUUAAAAACAAAACAAAAAAAAAACAAAACAAAACAAAAACCACAGAAAGCAAACCAAGUAAGGAUAAAACUUGCAAACCCAACAUUCCCCAUGUUGACGGGCGUGCUCUCUCUCUUUCUGUCUCUCUUACUGACAUCGUGUCGGACCAGUGCCUGUAUAUUCUUAUCCAUCAGGGGCCCCUUUCCCCCGUCACGUCCCGGUGCAGGACAGCUCCUGGCAGUCUUUUCCAUAGUAUGUCACAGUAUUGAUGUCUCUGUGCAAUGAUUAAAAAUGUUUCAGUGAAAACUUUGGAGACAA
Molecule: messenger RNA, 3190 nt
Organism: Melospiza georgiana
Lineage: Eukaryota; Metazoa; Chordata; Aves; Passeriformes; Passerellidae
Gene: TAOK3
Product: TAO kinase 3
Exons: 20
Coding region: 178-2874 (898 amino acids)
Biological process (GO): execution phase of apoptosis; protein phosphorylation
Molecular function (GO): protein kinase activity; ATP binding
Source: RefSeq, a predicted model, not a curated record